ACGUCAUCGUGGGAGUGUUCCAUCGGGAGAAAUGAACGUUCAUCAACACCAUCCUCUCAGCGCCCAUCAUGUGACAUCCCGAAACAUUAGUGGAAACUGUUGACCGAAGAGGAAAGAACACCCCAGCUCUUGUACUUUGAAAGAGUGUUCAAAGGAAGUGGGUUUUGGAAAUUUCCUUGGGAUACUUAGGCUUUUUCUAUGCAGUGAAAUCCCAAUAGGCCUGCUGAUGACCGGAACUCAAGCCAACCCUGAGCUGUAAGCCGGAAGAGGAGAAGCUGGACGGAGGACGAGCAUGUCUUUGAGCCAAUCCGCAUGCACGCGCACAGGGCCCGAGUGAGUGAGCGCCAUACUCCUUGCUUCCCGACUUUUGAAGCUGCCUCUCAAAGGGGGUGUGGUGUUGGGGCGUAGCUAGACCCCCGCACCCCCAGAGUUAACCCUGUGGCUGAGCAUCAGCCUGGCGCCCCCUGAUGGAUCAGGCUAGUAGUGAGCAGAGUCCUGAGGAGCCGGAUGCGGGAGGUCGGGCGGAGCAGGAGGUGGGCCGAAGGGCAUCUGAGUCGGAGCACGGCCUGUCCAAAAUCACCCACAAUGCACUGGAGAACAUGGGCGCGCUUGGCCAUGGCCUGAAGCAGCUUUUCCAGCCGCAGCGCCGCCGCUCGUCCGUCUCCCCGCACGACGCCGCCGCCUCCUCCUCAGGUGGCCCCGCCCUUGAGCCCCCUGACGGUGGGGGGCCAGAGGUUGGGGACGCCCACUCGGCAUCCGGUCCGGACUCUGACCCCCACACUACUUCCUCCGUUCCCCCUGCAGCUCUGAGCCGCGUUCUGCAGCAAAUCCGUGGCGCACCCCCCAUAAUGAAGCGAGGGACCAGUCUGCAGAGCCGCCGCACUAAGGCGGGGGGGACCGGGGACCCCCCCCAGAAAGGCAGCCCCCAGAUCCACCGGAGGAGUACCCAGGAGGUUAUGCUGCUGCAGGCUGGCCGCCCGCGCUCCUCCUCCACCACGGACACGCCCACCAGCCCCGCCCUGGCCGACAUGCUGCUCACUUCCGGGUACCACUCCACUGAGGAGCCUGACAGGCUGGAUGGUCUGGACGGUUCCGGCCCGGCCGUAUCGCCCAACGCCCUCUCCUGCGGAGCCGACGGUUACGGGCUGGACUCUGUCGACACCACCCCUGACCCCCAGCGCACAAAACAGGCCAUCGCCCAGCUGCAGCAGAAGAUCCUCAAGCUCACAGAGCAGAUCAAGAUUGAGCAGACGGCCAGAGACGACAACGUGGCCGAGUACCUGAAGCUGGCCAACAACGCGGACAAGCAGCAGAGUGCCCGCAUCAAACAGGUGUUUGAGAAGAAGAACCAGAAGUCGGCCCAGACCAUCCAGCAGCUGCAGAGGAAGCUGGAGCACUACCACCGCAAACUGAGAGAGGUGGAGCACAACGGUAUCCCCCGUCAGCCCAAAGACGUGCUCCGAGACAUGCACCAAGGCCUCAAGGGCGUGGGCGCUAAGGUCACCGGUGGCCUCUCCAGCUUCUCCCACGCCACUCACUCGGCGGCCGGGGCCGUGGUGUCCAAGCCUCGAGAGAUCGCCUCCCUCAUCCGCAACAAGUUUGGCAGCGCAGACAACAUCUCUGCCCUGAAGGACUCCCUGGACGAGCCCCAGGAAGAUGGUCACGUUCUGGGGACUGGGGGGUCCAGGACCCUGGGGGGGGCUUCUAGCCCCAAGUACGGCAGCGAGGAUGACUGCUCCAGUGCCACCUCCGGCUCGGCUGGGGCCAACAGCAUCACAGGGGCCCCCGGGGGCCCGCCCAGCUCUAAGGGCUUGAACACACUGGAGCACGGUCAGAGCUUGGGCUUGGAUACGCUGCUCCACGAGGUCCAGGAGCUCCGGGACAGCCAAGGUCGGCUGGAUGAGUCGUUUGACAGCCUGAAAAGCCAUUACCAGAGAGACUACACCAUGAUCAUGCAGGCAUUGCAGGAGGAGAGAUACAGGUGUGAGCGUUUGGAGGAGCAGCUGAAUGACUUAACAGAGCUGCACCAGAAUGAGAUCCUGAACCUGAAGCAGGAGCUGGCCAGCAUGGAGGAGAAGAUCGCCUAUCAGUCUUAUGAGAGAGCUAGAGACAUUCAGGAGGCUCUGGAGGUGUGCCAGACGCGUAUCUCCAAGAUGGAGCUGCAGCAACAACAGCAGCAGGUGGUCCAGCUAGAGGGCCUAGAGAACGCCACGGCCCGGACCUUGCUGGGCAAGCUCAUCAACGUACUGCUAGCCGUCAUGGCCGUGCUCCUGGUAUUCGUCUCCACCGUGGCCAACUGCGUGGUGCCCCUGAUGAAGACGCGCAGCCGCACCUUCUCCACGCUGCUCUUUGUCGUCCUCCUCGCCUUCCUGUGGAGGAACUGGGAGGUCAUCUCGCAGUACCUGGAUCGCUUCCUGCUGUCCCCUAGUUGACCUACAGGGGUGGGGCUCUCUUAAUGAGUGACGAAGGGAGGCGACGGUGGGGCGGGCCUCCCUGAACAUUGAGGGACAGGCCUGGUGGGGGUUGACUAACUAACAAACCCGUACUCUGCCUCUGAUGCAUGUGGUGGAACCAGGCCAGCACAAAGGGCAGGUUUAGCGGAAAGGAGGAGGAGGAUGAGGAGCCAGGAGAUCUGCACACUUACUUCUCUCGCUCUCUCCAAGCAGUGAAAUUGUUUACACGUGGAAGAUGUUUUCUUGCUUUUAGAAUUGAUUCAAGUGGUAUUGAAUUGUUCUUCUUGUUAUUGCAGUCAUUCAUGCAGAUGCUUGAGGGCUUUCUCUUGUGGCAGGAUUGGGAAGGUAAACAGCUGGCAUGUUGAGGAUCCACAUGGCUAGUGACUUUACCCUUUUUCCGUUCUCAUUUUCUCUACAUCCAAAAUCUCUCUUCCUUUUCUCUCUUUAACCCUAAAAUCUCUCCUUUCUCCCUUUUCUUACUCCCAAUAUGUUCUCUUCCGUGUUUGUCUUCCUCUGCCCCUCUUCUCAAUCACCCCAGUCUUUGCCCAUUUCACUAAAUCAUUCUUCUUUCUGGGAGAUUUGAUGUGACUAGCUACAGUGCACUGCUGUGGACAAAAUCAAAUUUAUCACUGGAUCAAGCAAGUGAUGGGUUCUUGACUUGUUUCUAUUGGACGAGCUAAACGCGACGUUGGGCCUGAUUGGAUCAGGACUGAGUCGGAAUAUGCUCAGCUUGAAGCCCCGCACUCUUGGCCUGGCCUGUUGGAUCUGCCCCUGCUGAGACUAUAAACUAAUCUAUAAACUGAAUGAACAUACUUGAAGAGCUGUGAAGGUUCUCAGUCUUUCAGUGCUUCCGUACUGUUUCUAUUAGUGACAAUGAAAUGUAAACUUUUUAUUUUUUAAAACAAAUAAACAUGCGGUUUUAAAAAUGAAGAAUUGAGUCAACACAUCCCUUUCAACCUCA
Messenger RNA from Oncorhynchus masou masou (cherry salmon), 3414 nucleotides. It is a transcript of the gene tmcc1b, whose product is annotated as transmembrane and coiled-coil domain family 1b. NCBI's taxonomy places the organism in Eukaryota, Metazoa, Chordata, Actinopteri, Salmoniformes, Salmonidae. The transcript is spliced from 8 exons. The record is from RefSeq and is a predicted model, not a curated record. Gene Ontology annotation, cellular component: endomembrane system. The coding region runs from base 468 to 2432 and encodes 654 amino acids.